GUGGGCAUUGCAGAACCGGCGCUUGGGGUCGGGACAGCAUGCAGAGCUCCCUGGCUGCACCAACGCCUAGGGGCCACAGGGACAUACCGCUGCUUCCGGGAGCCAUGUGGAGCCAAGGCAAGUAGGAAGUCUGCCUUAGCCCUGCUCCACCACCAUCUGGACUUUUAAAGGCCUGGUCAGCAGUGCUGACCAGAGAUGCCAGGAUCCCUUUUCGAUCGGGCGUUCCAGUUGAAAACCAGACACCUGGCAACCCUACCCCCACUCCCUCCAGGGCUGAAGUCCUGAGCCCGGGCAGGCGCAUCUUACGGGACUAUGGUCCCAAGACGGGGCUGAAGCCCCAAGUCCUGGCUCUCAAACUUCUGAAGAUUGUCAUAUUGUCAUAAGAUUGUUUCAGAGGGUCAGUGAGUUUGGCCACCCCUGCUAUAUACCAUAAAUCUGGUGCAGGGAGCGAUACCAAACACAGCAAACCGCAAGCCCUGCAAAGCUGGCAGCAAGUGCUGUGACUGUGGGGCACUAUGUACUCCACACAGGAUCUCUAGUGUGGGUGCUCUGCAGCAGUGCAAUCCCACUGGUUCGGUUAGCAACAGCACAAUCGUUCGUGCAUAUGCACCCCAUGUUUUACCUGUAUCUGGGGCCAACCAGGGUGUAAUCAGGUCCUCCUAGCCAGGCACCCAGAAUGAGAAAGCAAGCUGCUACCAAGUAUCUACCAUGGGAGGGUCAAGUCAUUUUGACCCAGUGCUGGUACAUCCAAGAGGUGGGAGGCCAGACUUCUGGGCUAAGUGUGUCCUGUGGAGUUUGGCCCAAAGGCUGCCCCAGAUGAAAGCCAUGUUAGAAAGAGAACAGGAGCCAAGCUCUCCACGAAGAGCUGCGUUUGCAGGGGAAUCUGGCCUGAAGCUUUAUUGUAGUAAACAUGCUGUGCUGGCAAACCACACUCGUGUUUAUUACAUUUACUCCUGGCUUAUCUUAAGGUAAAGCAAUGCUCAGGUUAUUGAUUAAGCAUAGACUAGGCAAUAGCGCACGUAGCCCCUCCAAUAGCUCACGUAGUCCCUUCACCAAUUAUGAUAUAUUGCACAAGGGGAUAUGGCUAUGGGUGAACCAAUCAAUAUGUUACAAGUAACUAUGAUCUCAUGCUCUUUGAUCUAAUUACUAAUAAAAACCCGAGCUCAAGAGAGCUCGGGACGCCUGCUUAACAAACCUCUUGACUCUGCGUCUCCUUGAUCCCAACAUCUGGUGACCCCGACGUGAUUCACCGGAUCCCGAGGACCCCUGCUCAUCCGACUGGAAUAGUCUAGGUGCACCCGCUGGAAACAGCCACUCGUGGCGGCGUUGGUACACCGAAUAUCCCUGCACAAACCUCAACUGAUGGGAAAGCCAUCAGCUUUAAAAACUGACAACGGCCCAGCCUAUUGCUCUUCAGCGAUGGCAGCGUUCUGCACGCGAUGGGGAAUCAAGCAUACCUUUGGCAUCCCAUACAAUUCCCAAGGACAAGCCAUUGUAGAACGAGCUAAUCGCACAUUAAAAACUGCUCUCCUGCGGCAAAAACAAAAAGGGGGAAUUGUCCCCGGCAGCCUGACAGAAAAGGAAGAAUGGCUGGCUCAAGUACUGUUUACACUCAAUCAUUUAAAUCUAUUACCUUUCAAUUCUCAAUUUUUCACCAGGGCACAACGGCAUUAUCAGACGACCGAAGUUCUUCCUGCUCCAAAGGUAACCUAUCGUCAGCUACCUGGCCCGGAGUGGAGCGAACCUGUGCCACUAAUCACCUGGGGGCGCGGUUACGCAGCUGUAUCAACACCAAGCGGCCCGCUCUGGGUACCUGCACGAUACAUUCGACCAUACAAGGAUGGCGUGGCAUCAGGGACUGAGCAACCCCAUCCCUGACUUCAACAUACACUUAUAUGAUGAACAAGGAAAAGUGACAACGGGCCGAAAACGAGGGGGCCAACGAAAUGAACCUGUCACAUGGGGCCAAGUGAAGAACCUAGCUAAUCAGGCUGAACAACUGUUGGAAAAAACAAGACAAGAGAAAACGGCAGAGAACUAUAUGAUGGCAUUAAUAGCCUCCUUAAAUGCCAAUUCUGUACUUUUGUUAACAAUAAUUAUUUUCAGUUUAACUACUGUCCCUACGGAAGGGGGGCCGAUAGUGACUGGGGGGGUUCAUCUUAAUAUAUGGGAGGUAUUUGCAAAGACUUUAAACCAAAGUACCUUCUGCUUAACGGAGCAGAGGGCGGUGGGGGAGGUGCUAGGAUCUUGCCUAAUACCAGUAUGCCAUAAUCCCAAAGACAUCAACAAUGAUACAUGGUUUUAUAAUUCUCUAGAACAAAAUUCUACCCUUAGGACCUUAGGGUACCAUAAUUGGGGAGAUCGACUAACGCACAAACCGCGUUUUGCCGUUACCCUGUUAACACCGCAUGUUGCUAGUUUUAAUGUUAGUUGUGCUAGAAUGGUUAAUUGUACCAAAAAGACUUGUAUUCAAUUCCCAGAAGGGAACUUCAAUUGCUCAAGUAUGGUUAAUAUAUCAUAUAUGUAUGAGUACCUACAAUUGCCAAGGGGCUGGUUCUGGUCCUGCCCCGGAUAUACCUUUAACUACAUUCCAGCCAACAUCAGUCAUGAAACUCCAUGCUGUCUUAGUAGGCUGUCUUUGGUUUUGCCUCAAAAGGAAGCUAAGGGUACACCACUUACUAAGACAAAACAAAGUGUAUUCCUUGAUGAAAGCUGUAAUAGUCACGCGGCCCUAAUUAGUAAGGCCGAAUACGUUGCGCUGGCCGUAUCCCUGGUUGGGGUGCCCGGUCUGGCGGCACGAAACAGUAAAAACAUUAACGCCUUAGCCUGCUCGGCAGUAAAAGCCUUAAAUACAACUUCUAAAGCUCUAGCCUUGUUAAAUGAGGAACAGGGCGAAUUAAGACAUGGACUUUUGCAAAACAGAGCGGCCAUAGAUUAUCUUUUAAUGCAACAUCAUUAUGGGUGUGAAAAAUUGGAUGGUAUGUGUUGCUUUAACCUAAGCAAUAAUGAAAGAGCAGUGGACAACCAAAUUGUAAAACUACAUAAUUUAACAAAAGAAGUUACUAUGGAUGUUGGUUUUUCAGAAUUCUGGGACUGGCUUACUGGAUGGCUGCCAGACCUAUCCUGGCUAAAGCAAAUGUUUGCAUAUGUUAUUGUUAUAGCUGCAGGAUUAAUAGUUUGUUGCUGCAUAUUACAGUGUAUUCCUUCACUUAUUAGCCUAUUUGUCCAAGGCUGCCCUUGGCAACGACUUAAUACAAAACAGAGCAUUCAUUAUGCCUGCAAAUUGCUUAAAAACAAAAAGGGGGAGAUGUAGUAAACAUGCUGUGCUGGCAAACCACACUCGUGUUUAUUACAUUUACUCCUGGCUUAUCUUAAGGUAAAGCAAUGCUCAGGUUAUUGAUUAAGCAUAGACUAGGCAAUAGCGCACGUAGCCCCUCCAAUAGCUCACGUAGUCCCUUCACCAAUUAUGAUAUAUUGCACAAGGGGAUAUGGCUAUGGGUGAACCAAUCAAUAUGUUACAAGUAACUAUGAUCUCAUGCUCUUUGAUCUAAUUACUAAUAAAAACCCGAGCUCAAGAGAGCUCGGGACGCCUGCUUGACAAA
This is a messenger RNA of Mauremys reevesii (Reeves's turtle), 3602 nucleotides long. RefSeq lists its product as uncharacterized. The transcript is spliced from 3 exons. Bases 1841 to 3313 code for a protein of 490 amino acids. NCBI's taxonomy places the organism in Eukaryota, Metazoa, Chordata, Testudines, Geoemydidae. The record is from RefSeq and is a predicted model, not a curated record.